Molecule: messenger RNA, 1038 nt
Organism: Talaromyces proteolyticus
Lineage: Eukaryota; Fungi; Ascomycota; Eurotiomycetes; Eurotiales; Trichocomaceae
Product: putative fatty acid elongase
Exons: 3
Coding region: 1-1038 (345 amino acids)
Biological process (GO): very long-chain fatty acid biosynthetic process; fatty acid elongation, monounsaturated fatty acid; sphingolipid biosynthetic process
Cellular component (GO): endoplasmic reticulum membrane
Molecular function (GO): fatty acid elongase activity
Source: RefSeq, a predicted model, not a curated record
AUGUCGUUCGAUCUCAAAGACAUCCCUCUCCCAACCAUUGAUCGCCCGUUCGGCAUCGAGCUAUGGCCCUACUUCAACAAGGCCUUUGAGGCUGUCGUCGGCUACCCUGCUGACGACUUCCGCUUCGUCUCGGGGCAGACGCCAUUGUCCACACUAUCCGAAACGGCUGUGGCACUGCUAACAUACUAUGUGGUCAUUUUUGGCGGCCGUGAAGUCAUGAAGAAUUUCCCUGCUUUCAAACUGAACACACUCUUCAUGCUGCACAACUUUGUCCUCACCUCCGUCAGUGGAAUCCUGCUAGCUCUGUUUUUGGAGCAACUGAUUCCCACCCUCUACCACCAUGGUGUUUUUUAUGCUAUUUGCAACCACCAGGGCGGAUGGACCCAGCCUUUGGUUGUCUUGUACUACCUCAAUUACCUGAACAAGUAUUUUGAAUUUCUCGACACUCUUUUCCUCGUCCUGAAGAAGAAACCGUUGACCUUCCUUCACACGUACCACCAUGGUGCUACCGCUCUUUUAUGCUACACUCAACUUGUUGGUUUGACUUCGGUCUCAUGGGUGCCAAUUACUCUCAACUUGCUUGUGCACGUCGUCAUGUACUGGUACUAUUUCCAAAGUGCUCGUGGAGUCCGCAUCUGGUGGAAGAAGUACAUCACUAUUCUCCAGAUCGCCCAAUUCGUCAUCGAUUUGGUCUUCGUCUACUUUGCGUCUUACACCUACUUCUCGAGCACCUACUUCCCAUGGGCCCCUAACGCUGGAACCUGUGCUGGCGAGGAAUUUGCAGCUUUCUCCGGCAUGGGUAUCCUCACUUCAUACCUCGUUCUCUUCAUUUCCUUCUACUUUGUCACCUACAAGAAGACCGCCAAAACUGGCCGUCCUCGCAGAAACACUGGUCGCCAAGCUCUUAUUGAUAUGAAGGAUGCUGAAGUCCCUAGCGUUGUCCCCAACGGUCAUGGCCACUCCAACGGCAUUGCUACCAACGGCUCUACAUCUGCACGUGAGAACGGCGGUCCUGUCACCCGUUCCCGCAAAGCAUAA